Cricetulus griseus (Chinese hamster) is the source of this 3189-nucleotide messenger RNA. Lineage: Eukaryota; Metazoa; Chordata; Mammalia; Rodentia; Cricetidae. The record is from RefSeq and is a predicted model, not a curated record.
UUCGUCCUCAGCACCAUGCUCUCCCCUCAGCGGGCUUUACUCUGCAACCUCAAUCACAUCCACCUCCAGCAUGUCUCCCUAGGCCUGCACUUGUCCCGCCGUCCUGAACUGCGAGAGGGGCCUCUGAGUACACCCCCGCCCCCUGGAGACACAGGGGGCAAGGAAAGCAGGGGGGCUUGCAGCGGAACCCUGGUGGAUGCCAACUCCAACAGCCCAGCUGUGCCCUGCCGAUGCUGCCAGGACCACGGGCCCAGCAUAGAAAACCAGCAGGACCCUUCCCGGGAGGAGGAAGAGGCUGCCUCUCCUUCAGAUCCGGGUUGCUCCUCCUCUCUCAGCUCCUGCUCAGAUCUUAGCCCUGACGAGUCCCCAGUGUCUGUCUACUCUCGUGACCUGCCUGGUAAUGAGAAUGCCCACCCUCAGUCCAGCGUCUUCCCCUUGGGGCUGGGCUCUCCUCCGGCUUCAGCGGGCCCUGGCACCUGCUCUCCGGACAGCUUCUGCUGCUCUCCUGAUUCUUGCUCCGGAAUAUCUUCCCCACCUGGACCUGCUCUGGACUCCAACUGCAACGCCCUGACCACCUACCAGGACCUACCUUCCCCAGGCUUGGAGGAAGAAGAAGACAGUGGGGAACAGGAUCUUGCUACCUCUGAGCUCUCAGAGACCGAAGAUGGGAGGAUCGAUGCAGGGAAAGCGGAGCCCAGUUGGAAAAUUAACCCCAUUUGGAAAAUUGACACAGAGAAAACCGAAGCUGGAUGGAAAACCAUCGAGAACAGUGACUCUGGUUGGAAAAUCGAUGAAAAUACAAACUCGAGCUUGAAAACGGAAUCUGGGGAAUUGGCUUCUUGUUUGAACACCAAUUCUGGUUCGAAAAUAGAUGCAGGGAAAACUGAUGGGGGAUGGAGAGGUGACGUCAGCCAGGAGCCGGUGCCCCAUCGGACAAUCACGUCCUUCCAUGAGCUGGCCCAGAAGCGCAAGCGGGGUCCGGGGCUGCCCCUUGUGCCGCAGGCCAAGAAAGAUCGUAGCGACUGGCUCAUAGUCUUCUCGCCGGACACCGAGCUCCCGCCGGCUGGGUCCCUGGGAGGUUCUUUGGCACCUCCCCGAGAAGUCACCACCUUCAAGGAACUGCGGUCGCGAAGCCGAGCCCAGCCGCCGCCAGUGCCGCCCAGGGACCCUCCGGCUGGGUGGGCCUUGGUCCCACCUCGACCGCCUCCCCCUCCCGUCCCUCCGCGGAGGAAGAAGAAUCGGCUUGGGCUGCAGCCCAUCGCCGAGGGGCUGCCGGAGGAGGGCAGGGCUGGCAGGGGGGCGGUGGGCGAGGAGGCCCCCGCAGCGCAGGAACGCGAGGAGCCGCGCGCACUCGCCGAGGUGCGCAGUUCCUGGUCGUUUGCCGGUGCUCCCGGGGCCCAGAGGCUGUGGAUGGCAGAAGCCCAGAGUGGGACUGGCCAGCUACAGGAGCAAAAGAAAGGUCUCCUGAUAGCUGUCAGUGCUUCAGUGGACAAAAUUAUCUCGCAUUUUGGGGCUGCUCGGAACUUGGUUCAGAAGGCCCAGUUGGGGGAUAGUCGGCUGAGCCCGGAUGUGGGGCAUCUGGUGCUGACCACCCUCUGCCCGGCCCUCCAUGCUCUGGUGGCUGAUGGACUGAAGCCAUUCCGGAAGGACCUCAUCACUGGGCAGCGCAGGAGCAGCCCUUGGAGUGUGGUGGAGGCAUCUGUGAAGCCAGGUUCCUGCACACAUUCGAUGGGAUCCCUGUACAGCCAGGUCAGCCGACUGGCCCCGCUCAGUAGCAGCCGCAGCCGCUUCCACGCUUUCAUCUUGGGGCUCCUCAACACCAAACAGUUGGAGCUGUGGUUUUCCAGCCUCCAGGAGGACGCAGGCCUACUCUCCCUCCUAUAUCUGCCCACUGGAUUCUUCUCCCUGGCGUGUGGUAGCUGUCCAUCCCUGUCCACAGAGCUGCUACUUCUGUUGCAGCCACUGUCGGUGCUCACCUUCCACCUGGACUUGCUUUUUGAGCACCACCACCACCUGCCUCUGGGCCUGCAGCAGGCUCCUGCCCCGUUGGGGCCGCCUCCUGCCCUCCAGCAGACUGUGCAGGCCGUGCUGCAGUGGGGGGGCCGCUUAGCUCAGAGUCUCCGAGGGACUUCAGGAGAGGUCACUACAGACUCUUCCGCCCCGGCAACCCGCCCUCCACCAGGCAGCUGGUGGGAUCAGCUGACCCAGGCUUCUCGGGUCUACGCCUCUGGCGGCACUGAGGGCUUCCCUCUUCUCCGCUGGGGACCCAGGCGUCAUGGAGCUACUGCUGAGGGUGCGCGGGAGACGCCUCCACGCACAGAACCAACCACACCAGGCAAAAGCGUGUGGUUGGGGCGGCUAUUUGGUGUGCCUGGGGGCCCCUCAGAAACUGAGACGGGAGCCUUCAAGUCCAGGAGACCAUCCAGCUGGUUGCCCCCAACAGUGAGUGUGUUGGCUCUGGUGAAGAGGGGGACAUCUCCUGAGGCCCCUCCUGAGGAGCCUGUGGACUCGCCAGGCAGCAGGGUGCAGGCUGACAGGGCAGUCCGGGCUCUCUGUGACCACACUGCCGCAGGACCUGACCAGUUGAGCUUCCAGCGUGGGGAAGUGCUUCAUGUCAUUGCCACAGUGGAUGAAGACUGGCUUCGCUGUGGGCGUGAUGGUGUGGAGGGGCUGGUGCCAGUAGGAUACACCUCCCUUGUUCUCUAGCUCUGGACCUGUUUCCUUUUCCUGGGAAUGGAAUAGCUCAUGAAGCAUUGUUCCUUCUGCAAACACACCUUCCUCCCCAAAUCCGUUUCUGUGGACAGUUAAAAUAAACUUUCCUCCUUCUCUCAUCACCCACCUGGAAGGUGAAAGCUGCUCUUGCAAACAUGUAGAAAGGAUUUCCUGUCUACAGGGCUCCCUUGUCCUCCUCCAUCUGCCCAAGAGAGCAUCACCCUUCUCAUCUGCAAAUUAGCAUCUGUCCCCCUCUACCUUCACCCAAGUGGACUGUGCCGGUAUAGUACAUGCCUCUGCCCCCAAGCCCACAGGACUGUGGUCUCCUGUCUGUCCUUAGCCCUUGUUGCCUGUAUUUAAGAUGUACUCCUGCUGUGUGAAGUGCUAGAGGGAAGCCUGGACACCCCUGGUGGGUGGGCCUCUGGCAUUGGUCUCUCUCCUUCCUUCCUUGUCCCAAUAAAAUGUGGGAGUUGAUCA